This is a messenger RNA of Cicer arietinum (chickpea), 1368 nucleotides long. The record is from RefSeq and is a predicted model, not a curated record. Lineage: Eukaryota; Viridiplantae; Streptophyta; Magnoliopsida; Fabales; Fabaceae.
AUGGAGUUCACGUACGUGAACACAGUUCACGUAGAAAUGGUGCGCACAAUGUUUACUGAUAGAGAGGGUCGUAUUGUACUCGACCAAGGGACUGAUAGAGAGGGUCGUGUUAGACCAACCGCUUAUGCACGGGCUCACCGUGCUCAGCGUGAAUUGCGUGGACAACGAAGAUUACGGAAUCAAAAAGUAGAACAUGCGCAACCAGAACAGGGGCAAGCAGAAGAGGCCCAAGCGGAUGAGGCCCAACCUGAAGCAGAUGACGGAUAUCCUGGUGGUCCGGUUGACAGGUCAGUCCUAAGGACAUACGGGGAUCAUGAUUGCGGAGAGUUAAGGGUUUUUAGCAAUGGCAAAAAAUUAAAAGAAGCUGUCAUUGAAAAUCAAGAGGUUGAGGAACUUGUUAAAAGUUCUGGUUUAUAUACAUUGCUAAAAUGCUGCUAUGAGAUGAUCGACAAAGGUCUAAUUUCUGCCUUUGUCGAGAGAUGGCAUCGCGACACCAACAGCUUUCAUCUUCCAAUUGGGGAGAUGACCAUUACUUUGGACGAUGUCUCGUCGCUGCUGCAUAUACCCAUCACCGGUGCAUUCUUCAACGUUAAUAUAUUUAACAAGGAUGACGCUGCAGAGUUGUUGGGUGAGCUUCUUGGGGUGAGUCUGGCUGCUGCAUAUGCUGAGUUUAACUUGACGCCGACAACCACUGUUCGGUACAAUUGGUUGCUUGAUGUAUACCAUCAGCGAUGUGCUGAUCAGCAUUGCGACAAGAGUGCCUUCGCAGUGAGUGUUGCCUACCUUGAAUGUUUCAGAGACCUCAACUCAUGCGGAGGAUAUGCAUGGGGUGCUGAUGCGCUUGCUUACGUAUACGACAAUCUUCGAGAAGCGAGUAUGCAUCAGACUAGAACAAUAUCAGGGUAUCUGACACUAUUACAGGUAUUUGCGCUUGCUUUCCUGGCGUGGGUGUAUGAGCAUUUUCCAACAUUAUGUGCGAAUUGUUGUAGACUAUCUCAGGUUUAUGAUGAGGACUAUCCGAGAGCACUUAGAUGGAAGCCAAAACGUGAUAAAGGUUUGGUUGUUCCAUUUAGGAAAGCACUGGACGAGAUUGAUGUUGAUGGCAUAUGUUGGACACCCUACAGAGAGCAUAGGCCGAAGCGACCAUUUGAGGUUGUUUCAUUAUUCAGAGGGUGGAUACGCUGGGGUCCCAAGAUGUAUGCUCCCUUGCCAUAUAGGGUAUUGCGUCAAUAUGGACAUGUCCAAACCAUCCCUGGUUCACCUUUGGAGAUAUUGUACACAGACCUGCAGACUGUGCAAUUGAGUACAUGGACUGGUUUCGUCGAAUUUCUCAUCCAUAUAUUAUUAGUAGAGAACCAGUCUAUGUAG